This is a messenger RNA of Pecten maximus, 15686 nucleotides long. RefSeq names its product dynein heavy chain 5, axonemal-like. The record is from RefSeq and is a predicted model, not a curated record. Lineage: Eukaryota; Metazoa; Mollusca; Bivalvia; Pectinida; Pectinidae. Gene Ontology annotation, molecular function: ATP hydrolysis activity; ATP binding; minus-end-directed microtubule motor activity. Gene Ontology annotation, biological process: microtubule-based movement. Gene Ontology annotation, cellular component: dynein complex.
AGUUUAAACAUAUCAGAAAAUGGAGAAACCAAAAUCUCCCAGGCCUUCAGUGGCUACACGGGGACGAGCAGGCAGUACGGUCGAGAUGAAGAAUAAAUCUCGUUUGGCAGCAUUGGCACCAGGCGAAAAUCUGAAAGAAAAACAGCUGAAGUUGAAGGAGGAGCGAGAGGCAAAGCGUUCACACAUCGAUGAACGACAUACAUAUAUCCUCCAGACAGUCGCCGAUGGCCUGGGACUGGAAUACAAUGAGGUGGAGGACUGUGUCCUUGAGGGAAAUCAGCUGACAAUAAUGGACCAAUUCCUACAACCAAAUGGAAUGUCACAGCUUCUGUUCUAUUAUCAAGAACCAGAGGAAAAGGAGAGUGCGUCUGUUGGAUUUCAGUUACAUCAUGCAGCCCCUGAACCCAAAGGCCACGUGGACUACCGUGUAGGGCCACCUCCAACCAAAGUCGCACGGUCCACCAAACCAAAGGUGUUCGUUACAAAUGGCCGUGACAUCCCCCUCCGCGGAGUUUGUCUGAUUUUUACGAAAGGUGGCUCCUCAGGCACGGCCAUCACCGAGCAAAACAUUUCCAAGGAGAUCAACUUUACAAGGUUGGACACUGUAUCAGCCGGAAAGAAUGGCAGCGGCCUACUCAAUGCUGUGGAACAUCUCCUGUCCAGUAUCUUUAUUCCGGCCCUUAAGAAAUUAAAUCAGGGUUGGGGAGAGCUUAGUAGCCCCUCAGGGGCCCAAGUCCGGACCGACUUUCUUAAUGCCCUCGACUCUUUUGUCACAGUACUGGUUGGUGCCCAGGAAAGUCUCGGACAGAAAGUGACGCUUAAGCCUUGUGAGACCUAUGACCUCUCAAAGAUCCAGACCCCUGCAGACUACCAGGCAGUGGCCAACAGCUCGGACUCUCUGGAAGGAAUAGAAAACUGUAUGAUGGUAUGGCUCAAACAGCUGGAGCAGGUCCUGGCUGAGAGUGAACAGAUGAGGAAAGAGGCUGAUGACAUUGGGCCACGUGCUGAACUUGACCACUGGAAAAAGAGGAUGUCACGCUUUAACUACCUUCUUGAUCAGAUCAAAGGACCCAAUGUCAAGGCCGUUCUGGGUGUCCUUCAUACCUCACAGUCCAAACUUAUCAAGAACUGGCAAGAACUAGAUAGGAGGAUUACCGACCUGGCCAAUGAGGCGAAGGAUAACGUCAAGUUUCUGUACACACUGGAGAAGUUCUGUGACCCCCUCUACAACAGCGACCCUGUGGGUAUGUUGGAAGGAAUUCCGGGGCUGAUCAAUGCUAUCCGUAUGAUCCACUCCAUCUCCCGAUACUACAACACAUCGGAAAGGAUGACCUCACUCUUUGUCAAGAUCACGAAUCAGAUGAUCACUGCGUGUAAGGCGUACAUCAACUGUAACAAGACGGAGACUGUCUGGACUCAGGAACAAGACGAUGUCGUCAAGAAACUGCGAGACUGCAUCAAACUGAAUGAAGAGUACCAACGCAGUUUCCACAAGACAAAGGAAAAGCUUGAGAAGAUGCCAAACGAAAGGCCAUUUGAGUUCUCAGAGAUGUACAUUUUUGGAAAGUUUGACACUUUCACUAGACGGCUGAAGAAAAUAAUUGAAAUCUUCGACACCAUUUCUCUGUACUCUCACCUGUCGGAGUCCAAGAUCGAAGGGAUUGAACAGAUGGCCAACAGGUUCACUGUUAUUGUCACUGCCAUGAAGAAAAAGCCGUAUGAUUUCCUGGAUCAGAGAAAGACAGAGUUUGAUAUGGACUAUGAUGAGUUCAAACGACAGGUGGCCGAACUCCAUGCCAACAUCAUGGGAUUCAUGGACGGCAAAUUUGAGAAGAUCAGUAAUACCGCUCGGUCAAUCGUCCAGCUGAGAAGGUUUGAGCGGCUUGAGCUGCCAAACUUGGGAAUUCCAGAGAAGUACCAAAGGAUCCUUGGUCAUUACGGCCGCGACAUCGAAAUGGUAUCCAAACUGUACCAGAAAAACAAAAAUGACCCACCCGUCGCCAGGGAUCUGCCUCCUAUAGCUGGUAAAAUAUCUUGGGCUCGUCAGCUGUAUCGCAGAAUCCUGGAGCCCAUGGAAGUAUUCCAGAAACAGACUAACCUUCUGGAAAGUAACGAGGCCAAGAAAAUCAUCAAGAACUACAACAAGUUGGCCAAGGUGUUGCUGGAGUUUGAGGUUCUGUACCACCGCGGCUGGCUAAGACAGGUUGAGACUGCUCGAUCAGGACUGCAGGCAUCGCUACUGGUGCGUCACCCAGAGACAGCAGAACUCUAUGUGAACUUUGACCCCCAAAUUCUGACGAUGAUUCGUGAAACUGAAUGUAUGGCACGUUUGGGACUGGAGAUUCCACUAUUGGCUCGUACCAUGAGGGCCAAACAGGCGGAGUUCAAGGAAAAUUACGAGGCCUUGCAGAUGAUGCUGCAGGAAAAUCAGAGAGUACGAAGCAAAAUUCCAACGGCAUUUGAGGCAUUGAUGGGACCACACACAGGGAAAGUAGACUCUACCAUCGACCCAGGCCUUAACACCCUGACAUGGACCUCCCUCAAUAUUAAGGAGUAUAUCAGUGAAGUCUAUAAUGACCUUCAGGCUCUCGAGUUACUCAUGGAUCGUGCACAUGAUGUGACAGAGUUCAGAAUCGAUGCUGUGCUCAAGGAGAUGGCCACUACCAACCUGUGUCAACUGCCUGAAGAAGAGCCCUGGACUGUCGAUCACUUCCUUGACAACACACAAAUGCUGUGUGCAAAGGGGGCACAACUCUUGCAGACAAAAUCCAUGGUGGUCGAGGAAGCAGCUAAUGAACUCAUAAAUAUGCUGUGUACAAUUGAAAUGGAGGAGGAAGAAAGUCCAGAAGAAGACACGGCUGGUCAGGAAGUAGACAUGGAUGAUGAUAGAGGCAGUCCUAGGGGAAGCCCCACUGCCUCUGCUCGGGAUCGCUCAGCGAGCAGACGGUCACGUCCAGUCUCAUCCAAAGCCAAUGCUGUAGCAAAAAAGAAGCGGGAAAUGAGAGAAAACAUCGAAGAGGCUGCCAACGAGUUAUUGGCUCACUUUAAUCACCGUAACCAAGAUGCCUUGUUAAAGGUGACACGGAAUACACUGGAGUCACUCAGGAAGAGGAUCACAUCCUCAUCCAUGGUCCAUUAUUUAGGUGAAUCCAGCAGUACUAAGGGUGACAAGAAAGACAGCCGUCCAUUUUACAAGACAUUUGCAACUCUGGCUAUUCCUAACAUUGUGAUGCAGCCAGCUCUAGAUGAGGUCCAGCAGGCAGUUAACAAAGCUGCACAAAAGAUCAUCCUGGUCUCAAAGGGUGUUGCUAAGUGGAGUGAAGAGCGUAAGCGUGUUACUAAACCACAGCAGGUUAGGUCUGGGUCGGCCAGUCGCCGAAACAGUGUGGUGAGUAACGCCCCAUCGGAGGGAUCACAUACCGCUAAAAAAGGCGAGGAGGAGGCACCGGCAGUGCAAAGCUACGUUAUACAACAGCAGGCCAAGAACUAUUAUAAGGCCGUGUCAGAGAACAAGGAAGUUUCAAAGCUUGUGUCCCUGCUCUCCACCGCCAUCAACUCUAACAAAAAGGAAGUGACGACCGCCCUAGACAGGUUCGCCGAGUAUCACCCGAUCUGGGAGGUGGACCGAGAUGAAGAUCUUGUGGAAUUCACCAAGGAAAAGCGAAGUCUAUCCGAGUAUGAAGCCAAGAUCAAACACUAUGAAGAGCAGGAGGUGAAAAUUGCCAAUCUGCCGGAGUACUACGACGUAGGGCCAAUCGCCUUGUAUACAGAGAACCUAAAACUGGGUCUGACCACAGAGACAAAAGCCUGGCGACUACAUUACGGAAAGGCUUGUAACACAAAAUACAUGACCGAGAUGGAGGAGAUCUUCAACUUUAUGGAGGAUGUGACCAAGAGGCUCUCUCGGCCACUGAAGGACCUGGACGACGUCAGGUUUACAAUGGCUGCCCUCAAAGACAUCCGAGAAAACGAGAUUAGGAUUGAUAUGAGCAUCUCACCUAUUGAGGAGUCGUAUGCCAUGCUGAUUAAACAUGAUCUCCCAGUAAACAAAGAAGAGAUGGAACGAUGCGACACGUUGCGAUAUUCAUGGGAAAAAAUCCAAGUCCAGCAGUCGGAGGUGCAGACACAACUGCUCGCUGUACAGCCUGACUUCAAGUCCGAGCUCAUCGAAAAUGUCAAAGAGUUCAAAGUCGACUGUGAUAAUUAUUUCGCAGACUACGAUAACAAUGGCCCCAUGGUGGCUGGUGUGCCCCCGCGUGAAGCCUCCGACAGACUGUUGAUAUUCCAGAACACAUUUGACAUGAUGUGGAAGAAGUUUGUCACUUACACUGGAGGUGAAGGCCUGUUUGGACUACCAGUCACGGACUCCCCACAGUUAAUCAAGAUCAAAAAGGAGCUUAACCUUCUCCAGAAGUUGUAUGGUCUUUACAACAACGUCCUGGAGACUGUCCAUGGUUACUACGACAUCCUGUGGACUGACAUCAACAUCGAAAAGAUCAACAAUGAACUGAUUGAGUUCCAGAACAAGUGCCGCAAGCUUCCACGAGCUCUCAAAGACUGGCCUGCAUUUGAAGAUCUGAAAAAGACGAUCGAUGAUUUCAAUGAGAUGGUGCCCCUGCUUGAGCUGAUGACCAACAAGGCCAUGAAGCCCCGCCAUUGGCAACGUAUGUCCGAUGUUACUGGGCACGUGUUUGACGUAGAGGGAGAUAAUUUCAUGCUGAAGAACAUCCUAGAGGCUCCACUCUUACAGUUUAAGGAAGAAAUUGAGGACAUUUGUAUCUCGGCUGUGAAAGAGAAGGACAUUGAAGCCAAACUCAAACAGGUCAUCAAUGACUGGAACAAUCAGGAAUUCACUUUCGGCCAGUUUAAGACGAGAGGAGAACUCCUACUCCGUGGUGACACGACAGGCGAAAUUGUCUCCCUUAUGGAAGACUCUCUAAUGGUCCUGAGUUCUCUGAUGAGCAACAGGUACAAUGUGCCGUUUAAGAAGCAGAUCCAGCUGUGGGUCCAGAAUCUGACCAACUCGUCUGAGAUCAUUGAGAACUGGAUGACUGUCCAGAAUCUGUGGGUUUACCUGGAGGCUGUGUUUGUUGGUGGUGACAUCGCCAAACAGCUACCAAAGGAAGCUAAAAGAUUCAGCAACAUCGACAAGUCCUGGAUUAAGAUAAUGACUCGAGCCCAUGAGACACCAAAUGUAGUCCAGUGUUGUGUGGGAGAUGAGACACUCAUGCAGCUUCUCCCUCAUCUACUGGAGCAGCUCGAGCUCUGUCAGAAAUCUCUUACUGGAUAUCUUGAGAAGAAGCGACUGCUGUUCCCACGUUUCUUCUUCGUAUCCGACCCUGCCCUGCUUGAGAUCUUGGGACAGGCUAGUGAUCCUCAUACCAUCCAGGCUCAUCUUCUCUCUGUGUUUGACAACAUCAAGUGUGUCAAGUUCCAUGAAAAGUUCUACGACAUCAUUCUAUCCAUCUUCUCCUCAGAGGGAGAAACGAUUGAUCUGGAGAAACAUGUGAAAGCUGAAGGUAAUGUGGAGGUGUGGCUCAUGAACCUGAUGAUGAUGGCUCAGAAGUCGCUCCACGGUGUCAUCCGAACAGCUGCCAUCGCUAUCCAGGACAACAACUUUCAACUCCUCGAAUUCCUGGAUAUGUUCCCUGCACAGGUCGGACUGCUCGGACUACAGAUGAUCUGGACUCGAGACUCCACAGAUGCUCUGACACAUGCUCGCUACGAUCGUAAGAUUAUGCAGCAGACAAACCAAGCCUUCCUUGAGCUACUGAACACCCUCAUUGAACAGACAACUCAUGACCUGAGCAAAGUGGAGAGGACGAAAUUUGAGACUCUCAUCACCAUCCACGUCCAUCAAAAGGACAUCUUUGAUGACUUGGUACGUUUGCACAUCAAGUCUCCGGCUGACUUUGAGUGGAUGAAGCAGUCACGGUUUUACUUCAUUGAAGACCAAGAUCGCUGCCUCAUUUCCAUCACCGACGUUGACUUCAUCUACCAAAACGAGUUCCUUGGUUGUACCGAGCGUCUUGUCAUCACCCCGCUCACUGACAGGUGUUACAUCACCCUGGCCCAGGCUCUGGGCAUGUCAAUGGGAGGUGCCCCAGCGGGACCGGCCGGAACUGGCAAGACUGAAACUACCAAGGACAUGGGUCGUUGUCUCGGAAAGUAUGUCGUCGUCUUCAACUGUUCUGAUCAGAUGGACUUCAGAGGUCUUGGCCGUAUCUACAAAGGUUUGGCUCAGUCAGGAUCCUGGGGAUGCUUUGAUGAGUUUAAUCGUAUUGAACUUCCUGUACUGUCUGUUGCGGCUCAACAGAUUGCCAUUGUACUCACAGCAAAGAAGGAAAGGAAGAAGAAUUUCAUCUUCACAGACGGAGACAAUGUAUCAUUGAACAUGGAAUUUGGAAUCUUUUUGACCAUGAACCCUGGUUAUGCUGGACGACAGGAGCUUCCUGAGAAUCUGAAGAUCAACUUCCGUACAGUAGCCAUGAUGGUUCCGGAUCGUCAGAUUAUCAUCCGUGUGAAACUUGCCAGUGUUGGUUUCAUUGAGAACAUUGUGUUAGCUCGUAAAUUCUUCACCCUGUACAAACUCUGUGAGGAACAGCUCACCAAACAAGUCCACUACGACUUCGGUCUGCGAAACAUCCUUUCCUGUUUGAGAACUCUGGGAACAGUGAAGCGUGCCAACCCGACCGAUCCAGAGUCUACCUGUGUCAUGCGAGUGCUGCGUGACAUGAAUCUAUCAAAACUCGUAGACCAGGACGAACCCCUGUUCUUGUCCCUCAUAGACGAUUUGUUCCCAGGUGUCACCCUUGACAAGGGAGGCUACCCAGAAUUGGAGGGUGCUAUUGAUCGGCAAAUAGAGGAAGCCAAGCUUGUCAAGCAUCCAUCAUGGAGACUUAAGCUGAUCCAGCUGUUCGAGACCCAGCGUGUACGUCACGGAAUGAUGACCCUCGGACCCAGUGGAACCGGCAAGACCUGCUGCAUUCACACUCUGAUGAAAGCCAUGUCAGAAUGUGGAGAACCCCACAAAGAGAUGAGAAUGAACCCAAAAGCUAUCACAGCCCCUCAGAUGUUUGGGCGUCUGGACGUGGCCACAAAUGAUUGGACUGAUGGAAUCUUCUCAACUCUCUGGCGACGUACCCUAAGAACGAAAAAAGGUGACCAUAUAUGGCUUGUUUUGGACGGUCCAGUCGAUGCCAUCUGGAUUGAGAACUUGAACUCUGUACUUGACGACAAUAAGACCUUGACCUUAGCCAACGGUGACCGUAUCCAGAUGUCGCCAACCUGCAAGAUUAUCUUUGAGCCCCACAACAUCGACAACGCAUCACCCGCCACUGUCUCCAGAAAUGGCAUGGUGUUCAUGAGUAGCUCAGGACUGGACUGGAGUCCUAUUCUUCAGGGAUGGCUGAACAACCGUUCUCUGGCCGAGCAGGGCAUCAUCAUGGACCUGUUUGAGCGCAGCUUCAAACAACUGUAUCAGUACAGUGUACAGAACUUUGAAUUCAAAAUGGAAGUAUUGGAGGCUUUUGUUAUAACACAGGCAACGAAGAUUAUGACAGGUCUUAUCCCGGUGAAAGAUGACAAGGACAGUAAUCAGAUCACAGCGGCCCACUACGAAAGGCUGUAUAUAUUCACACUCAUGUGGAGUAUUGGAGCCUUCCUAGAGUUGGACGAUCGUGCCAAGCUAGAGGAAUAUAUCCGCAACACUGAUGAAGUUACACUUGACCUCCCACCCUGCAGACACGAUUCGGAUGAAUCCAUGUUUGAUUUCUUUGUGAACAAUGAAGGCCAUUGGGAACACUGGGAAAAGAAGCUACAAGCUUACGACUAUCCGACUGACAGCACCCCCGAGUACAGUAGUAUUCUUGUCCCCAAUGUGGACAACGUGAGGACCGAGUACCUCAUCAGUAUCAUCGCCAAACAGGACAAGGCCAUUCUCCUCAUUGGAGAACAGGGUACUGCAAAAACCGUCAUGAUCAACGGCUUUAUGAGUCAUUACAAUCCGGAGUAUCACCUCGCACAGUCCCUCAACUUCUCCUCCGCUACCACUCCCUACAUGUUCCAGCGAACCAUUGAGAGCUACGUUGAGAAGAGGGUUGGUUCAACCUAUGGACCUACAGCAGGAAAGAAGAUGACCGUCUUCAUUGACGACGUCAACAUGCCUACAAUCAACGAAUGGGGAGACCAGGUCGGCAAUGAAAUCGUCCGGCAACUCUUUGAAAUGAAGGGAUUCUACAACCUAGAGAAACCUGGUGAUUUCACCAAUAUUGUUGAUGUACAGUUCAUGGCUGCCAUGAUUCAGCCUGGAGGAGGUCGUAACGACAUUCCUCAGCGUCUCAAGCGACAGUUUGUCAUUAUCAACUGUACCCUGCCCUCCAACUCAUCCAUCGACAAGAUUUUCAGUGUGAUCGGCUGUGGACAUUACGUCUCAGAACGAGGCUUCAAAGAGCCGGUCCGUGACAUGGUGAAGAAACUGGUGCCCAUCACUCGUCGCCUGUGGCAACUCACAAAGAUCAAGAUGUUGCCUACACCAGCCAAGUUCCAUUACAUCUUCAACUUGAGAGAUUUGUCCAGAAUCUGGCAGGGGAUGAUCAACACAACCGAACAGGUGGUCCAGGCCCCAGAGACUGUCCUUCAUCUCUGGAAACACGAAUGCUGCAGAGUCAUUGCUGACAGGUUUACGGGAGUAGAGGACUUCAACUGGUUUACAAAAACAAUGGGUCGCGUUGUCAGUGAAGAGCUCGGCGAAGCUUAUGGAACAUGUAUCGAUCCAACUCACUAUUUUGUUGACUUUCUAAGAGAUGCAGCUGAAGCCACGGGAGAUGAACCCGAUGAUGCUGACUUUGAGGCUCCUAAGGUCUAUGAAGCGAUUGAAAACUUUGAGCAGCUAGAGGAGCGUCUCCAGAUGUUCCUGGCCCAGUACAACGAGGGAAUCCGAGGCUCUGGCAUGGACCUAGUGUUCUUCAAAGAUGCCAUGACCCACUUGGUGAAGAUAUCCCGUAUCAUCCGUACACCGCGAGGCCAUGCCCUCCUGGUUGGUGUCGGUGGGUCUGGCAAACAGUCCCUUACCAGGCUGGCCUCUUUCAUCGCUGGCUAUAAGACAUUCCAAAUCACGCUGACUCGGUCAUAUAACGUGUCCAACUUACUUGAAGACCUGAAGUACUUGUACCGUACUGCUGGAGCUCAGGGCAAAGGUAUGACCUUCAUCUUCACCGACCAGGAGAUCAAGGAUGAGGGGUUCCUGGAAUACCUCAACAACGUCCUGUCCUCUGGUGUGGUGGCCAACCUGUUUGCUCGUGAUGAAAUGGAUGAGAUUUUGGGAGAGCUGAUCCCCAUUAUGAAGAAAGAGUUUCCUCGACGACCUCCCAGUAAUGAGAAUUUAUACGAUUACUAUUUGAUGCGUGUGCGAAUGAACUUGCACGUUGUGCUCUGCUUCUCACCGGUCGGAGAAAAGUUCCGAGCACGUUCUCUGAAGUUCCCUGGACUGAUUUCCGGAUGUACCAUGGACUGGUUCCAGCGCUGGCCGAGGGAUGCCCUCAUCUCUGUGGCUGACCACUUCCUGGCUGAGUUUAACAUUGAGUGUACGCCUGAGGUGAAGAAACAGAUCAUCCAGUGUAUGGGCCUCAUACACGAUGGAGUGGCGGAGAGCUGUGCCAGUUACUUCCAGAAAUAUCGACGCUCCACUCAUGUGACCCCCAAAUCUUACCUUUCCUUCAUCAACGGUUACAAGACCAUUUACACGGACCAGCGUAAUGAGAUUGGAGAGUUGGCUGACAGAAUGAACACAGGUCUGGAGAAACUGAUUGAGGCCUCACAGCAGGUAGCACAGCUUAGCGAGGAGCUGGCAGUCAAGGAGAAGGAACUGGCUAUUGCUUCAGAGAAGGCUGACAAAGUGUUGGCUACAGUGACGGUCAAAGCUCAGGCCGCUGAAAAGGUCAAGGCACAGGUGAAAAAAGUCAAAGACAAGGCACAGGCUAUUGUAGAUGCCAUUGAGCAGGACAAGGCAAUUGCUGAAGAGAAGUUGGAGAAGGCUCGGCCGGCUCUUGAGGAAGCUGAGGCUGCUCUUAAUACCAUCAAACCAGCUGACAUUGCUACAGUGAGGAAGCUUGGCAAACCUCCUCAUCUCAUUAUGAGGAUUAUGGACAAUGUGUUGCUUCUCUUCCAGAAGCGUAUCAACACGGUAGAACCUGAUCCAGAGAGACCAUGUGCCAAGCCGUCCUGGAGUGAAUCACUCAAGUUGAUGUCCGGUACAAACUUCCUCCAGACUCUUGUCAACUUUGACAAAGACAAGAUCAAUGAUGAGGUUAUUGAAUUAAUGCAGCCAUACCUACAGAUGGAGGAUUAUAACUUUGAGACAGCCAAGAGGGUUUGUGGUAAUGUUGCUGGGCUCUGCUCUUGGACAUUUGCCAUGGCUGCUUUCUUCUCCAUCAACAAAGAGGUCCUUCCACUCAAGGCUAAUCUUGCGAUCCAGGAAGCCAAGUUGAACGUUGCUAUGGGAGACUUGAACACCGCCCAGGCCCAGUUGGAUGAGAAGGAGGCUGAACUAGCUGAAGUCAUGGCCAUGUACGACGCCGCUAUGAAAGAGAAACAGAAAUUGGUGGACGACGCUGAGACGUGUCGUAGAAAGAUGAACGCCGCUACAGAACUGAUCAAUGGUCUGGCUGGAGAGAGGAAAAGAUGGACAGAACAGAGUCAAGAGUUUAAGGCACAGAUUGGCAGACUAGUCGGAGAUGUCCUUGUAUGUACAGCCUUCCUGUCCUACUCUGGACCAUUUAACCAAGACUACCGUUUGGUCCUCAACAAAAACUGGUUCAAGGAACUCAAGACAAGGAAGAUCCCUUUCACACUUAAUCUCAAUGUCAUAGACAUGCUUACAGACCCAACCACAGUCGGAGAAUGGAACCUUCAAGGCCUGCCUAAUGACGAAUUGUCCACACAGAACGGUAUCAUUGUGACAAAAGCAGCACGCUACCCUCUGUUGAUAGAUCCUCAGGGCCAGGGAAAGAACUGGAUCAAGUCUCGUGAGAGCAAGAAUGAGCUCCAGAUAACUGCACUCAACCACAAGUACUUCCGUACCCAUCUUGAAGACUCCAUGUCCUUGGGACGACCUCUACUGAUUGAAGACAUUGGGGAGGACCUUGACCCUGCCUUGGACAGUGUCCUUGAGAAGAACUUCAUCAAGGUCGGGUCAACACUGAAGGUGAAGGUCGGAGACAAAGAGUGUGACAUCAUGAAGGGUUUCACGCUUUAUCUUACAACAAAACUUGGCAACCCAUCAUACACACCAGAGGUCUCUGCUCGGUCGUCAAUCAUCGACUUCACUGUCACGAUGAAGGGACUGGAAGACCAGUUGUUGGGACGUGUCAUCCUUACAGAGAAGGCUGAGCUGGAAUCUGAGAGGGUGAAGCUGAUGGAGGAUGUACAAGCCAACAAGAAAAAGAUGAAGCAACUGGAAGACAACCUUCUAUACAGACUCACCAGUGUCAAGGGAUCCUUGGUGGAUGAUGAGGACUUGAUCAAUGUGCUGAACGUAACCAAGACAACCUCCAUUGAAGUCAGUCAGAAGCUUCAGACAGCAGCUGAAACAGAGAUCAAGAUCACCUCCGCUCGUGAAGAGUUCCGUCCGGUGGCCGCACGUGGCUCCAUUCUGUACUUCCUGAUAGUUGAGAUGGGACUGGUUAACUGUAUGUACCAGACGUCCCUCAAACAGUUCCUACACCUGUUUGACCUGUCCAUGGCCAGGUCCCAGAAGUCUCCCAUCACCCAGAAACGUAUCACCAACAUUAUUGAGUAUAUGACCUUUGAGGUGUUUAAGUACGCCUCCCGUGGGUUGUAUGAGACAGACAAGAACACAUUCACUCUGCUGCUCGCGCUCAAGAUUGAUCUGGCUGCUGGCAAAAUCAAGCAUGAGGAGUUCCUUACUCUCAUCAAAGGUGGUGCCUCCUUGGACAUGAAUGUGGUCACACCUAAGCCACAUAAAUGGGUGGUCGACCUCACCUGGCUCAAUCUCGUUGAGCUUAGUAACCUUCAUCAGUUCUCCGGUAUCUUGGAACAGGUGACUAGAAAUGAAAAACAGUGGCGUCACUGGUUUGACAAGGACGCACCUGAGGAAGAGAUCAUCCCCGACGGCUACAACAACACCCUAGAUGUAUUCCGACGACUGCUGCUUGUUCGCUCAUGGUGCCCUGAUCGAACCAUGGCUCAGGCACGAAAAUACAUUGCCGACACUCUUGGUGAUAAGUACGCUGAAGGCGUUAUCCUUGACCUUGAAAAGAUGUGGAUGGAAAGCACCUCCAGAACACCCCUGGUUUGCUUACUGUCCAUGGGCUCCGAUCCCACAACUCUCAUCGAAGCCCUCGCUAAGAAACACAAAAUUGAAUGCCAUGCCAUCUCCAUGGGGCAGGGUCAGGAAGUCCACGCCCGUCGCUUGUUGACCCAAGGGGUCCAGAACGGUGGCUGGCUCCUACUGCAGAACUGCCAUCUCAGUCUGGACUAUGUAUUGGAAGUCCUCGACCAGAUCAUAGAAAUUGAGAGCAUCAAUGAUGAGUUCAGAGUGUGGGUCACAACUGAAGUGCACGUCAAGUUCCCCAUCAACUUCCUACAGAUUGCCAUUAAAUUCACCAACGAGCCUCCGCAGGGUAUGAAGGCUGGUCUGAAACGUUCUUACGCAGGCAUGACACAGGACUUCAUUGAUAUCUCUAACAUGCCCCAAUGGAAACCCAUGCUGUAUGGUGUAUCCUUCCUCCACUCAGUCGUUCAAGAGCGCAGAAAGUUUGGUCCACUCGGCUGGAACAUUCCGUACGAGUUCAAUGCUGCCGACUACAAUGCUAGUGUUCAGUUUGUUCAGAAUCAUUUGGACGACAUGGAUCUGAAGAAGGGAGUGAAUUGGACAAAUGUACGUUACAUGUUUGGAGAGAUUCAGUACGGAGGUCGUGUAACCGACGACUAUGACAAACGUCUGCUCAACACAUUCUGCAAGGUGUGGUUCGGAGAGCAGAUGUUCCAGCCCAACUUUGUGUUUUACAAGGGAUAUGUCAUACCAAAAUGUAACAAGCAUGCAGAGUACCUAGAGUUCAUUUCAGGACUCCCGGCUACAGACACACCCGAGGUGUUUGGUCUCCAUGGCAACGCUGAUAUUACAUACCAGAGCCAGACAGCCAAGUCUGUCCUCGAUACGAUCCUCGAAAUCCAGCCCAAGGACAGUAGCGGCGGUGGUGGCGAGACACGUGAAUCUGUUGUUUACCGUCUCUGUGACGACAUGUUGGACAAACUCCCCAACGAUUAUGUACCCUAUGAGGUCAGGGGUCGUCUUCAGAAGAUGGGACCCUUCCAGCCAAUGAACAUUUUCCUGAGGCAAGAGAUUGAUCGCAUGCAGAAGGUCAUUGCUACGGUCCGCUUUACACUCAACGACCUCAAACUUGCCAUUGAUGGUACUAUCAUUAUGAGUGAGAACCUGCGUGAUGCCCUCGACUCCAUGUACGAUGCCAGGAUACCUAAAUUAUGGCAGAAGAUUUCCUGGGACUCCAGCACCCUUGGGUUCUGGUUUACUGAACUGAUCGACAGGAACACUCAAUUCCACACCUGGUGUUUCGAAGGUCGACCCAACACAUUCUGGAUGACUGGAUUCUUCAAUGCUCAAGGAUUCCUCACUGCUAUGAGACAGGAAGUGACUCGUGCUCACAAGGGCUGGGCCCUGGACAGUGUCAUCCUUCAUAAUGACGUAACUAGAUACAGCCGUGAUGACAUCACCACGCCACCGUCAGAAGGUGUAUACGUGUACGGACUGUUCCUAGAGGGCGCUGGUUGGGAACGAAGAGGUUGUCGCUUGAUUGAACCAAAGCCUAAAAUUCUGUUUGAAACAAUGCCGGUUAUCCACAUUUACGCCAUCAACAGCACAGGAGGGCAAGACAGCCGCAUGUACUCCUGUCCGAUCUACAAGAAACCCCGCAGAACUGACCUCACUUACAUCGCAGCUGUCAACCUCAAGACCAAUCAGAUUCCUGAUCACUGGAUCCUCCGUGGUGUUGCUUUGCUGUGUGAUACAAAGUAAACAUGCCCCAAAAGCAACAAAAUCAUGUAAAAACAUUUACAGCAAUGGAAAAACCAACAUCAAUAUUUCUUAAGAAUAAACUUUCUGACAAAUAUUUCUGUGAUAAUAAUGUACAUUUUGAGUACAAGACAGUGUCGUUUCAUUGUUACCAACAUGACUGCAGUUUGGCCUGCAGCAGAGGAAAUUGAAAGCAUCAGACAGUCUUGACUAAAACUCUGUAGCCCGCAGCAUAGGAAGCUGUUAGCAACAAUUAGUGAUGACUAGACGUCCGUAGUCUAUCUUAACGAAUUACUAGUAUUGUCAUAUAUAUAUUUCUCAUAGUUAUAAUAUAUUAGUAGACAACUCGGAAGAGAAAGGCCUACAAAUACUAAACCAAAGUAUCUAUAUUAGAUUAUACGACUUAGCUAACGCUUUUGAUACUUCAAAUCUUUUACAGUAUGUCCGUCCUAAAACCUUACUCGUGGUAUGUGUAUAUAUAUGCCUAUAGAUUCAGUAUUGUAUCUAUUUGAAGCCUUUAUGUCAUUAGUAGAUUUUUAUACAUUUUUUUUUAGUACAUAUUUGUCUUUUCAUUGAUUACCAUAAUGCAUUAAAGUAAAUAUCCGUCCCCGCCCCCCGCCCUAAAUGUGAUAAUUAUACAAAUACUUAUUUAUAGUCGUUUAAAUUAACAUGUUAGUCAAACAUUCCAAUGACAAUGAAGUGAUGUUUUAUGAUAUAAUGGAAUAUCUCACACUUCAAACACAAGCUUUCUGAAUAUGAUACAGGCAAUGCCAUAUGUAGAAUACCUCAAGUGCUCCCUGAGUUAAUUUUGCAUUUAAUUAAGUUAUUCUGUUAACCAAUUAAAUUUCUUGCAUUUUUUUUCUUUUCUCUUUUUUUUCUCUUGAAAACUAUUCUUGCAGGUGAUCUUAGAAUAUACUGGAUACUGAAAUUAGUAAUCAAAAUAUUCAUUUUCAAUUUUAAUAAUUAUCAUUUAUAUACAAGUAUAUACAUAUUAAAGGGAGAUUUGAAUCAUUAAGAGGUUUGUUCCAUUGAAAAUUAUUGUAAAAUUUAUCUCAUGAGAUUUUCUGUAAUCAAUAUAUUCCGUCCUAUUGUCUAAUUUCUUGUUUAUGGAGUCUCAUUUGAACAUUUUGAGGAGGCAGAGAUUUUUUUCUGUGAACACUAGAUGAUAAAAGAUUCAGUUGUGUAUAUAGUCUAACAGGAAAAAUCAGUAAAAAGUAACUUUUUGUCCAUGUUAUGAAAACUACAAUAAUUUAUUGAAUUAUAUACAUAGUGUAUACUGCUGAAGAAGCUAACAUUAUUUAUGCUAAGUUAUUCCAUUACUUGAAAUAUAUUUACUAAAAAUUAAAAUGAUUUAAUUACUGAAGAUCUAUGUAAUUUUGAAUUACAGGGAAAACCUUGUCUGUGAUAUACAUAUCAACAUGUGAUUGCUUACGUUUUUUCUUCAGACUGUACAAGUUACCUCCCCUUGUCCAUAGUCCCCUUCUGUGUAGUGAAGAAUAUAAGUAAUUCCUUGUUUAUCUAUAAUUAAAUACUUUCUCUAUGUUCAAUGUUAUUUAUAUACAAAUGCCAUUUUUUGGUAUCUUGGCUAUAGUUGUUUAAAAUUUGUUAGAAAAUAAAAAUAUUUCAUCAAACAAAA